Molecule: messenger RNA, 3806 nt
Organism: Bufo gargarizans (Asiatic toad)
Lineage: Eukaryota; Metazoa; Chordata; Amphibia; Anura; Bufonidae
Gene: ATP1A3
Product: ATPase Na+/K+ transporting subunit alpha 3
Exons: 21
Coding region: 110-2947 (945 amino acids)
Biological process (GO): potassium ion import across plasma membrane; intracellular sodium ion homeostasis; sodium ion export across plasma membrane
Cellular component (GO): membrane
Molecular function (GO): ATP binding; P-type sodium:potassium-exchanging transporter activity; ATP hydrolysis activity
Source: RefSeq, a predicted model, not a curated record
GUCAGACAGUUACCGGGUGGCCACCACAGAGGACAAUAAAGAUGGAAAAUCCACUAACAAGGCUGCUGCAGCAAAAAGAGAAUUGGAUGAUCUCAAGAAAGAAGUAUCCAUGACAGAGCACAAAAUGUCAGUGGAAGAAGUGUGCCGAAAAUACAACACGGACUGUGUACAGGGGCUGACACUCAGUAAAGCAGCUGAGAUCCUGGCCAGAGAUGGUCCUAAUGCACUCACUCCACCACCCACCACACCUGAGUGGAUCAAGUUUUGUCGCCAGCUGUUCGGUGGAUUCUCCAUCCUGCUGUGGAUCGGCGCCAUUCUCUGCUUUCUGGCGUACGGUAUCUUAGCGGGUACAGAGGACGAACCAUCAAGGGACAAUCAAGCUUUAAUUAUCCGAGAAGGUGAGAAAAUGCAACUGAACGCUGAGGAAGUUGUGGUUGGUGACCUGGUGGAGAUCAAAGGUGGAGACCGCGUACCAGCCGAUCUCAGGAUCAUUUCUGCACAUGGUUGUAAAGUCGAUAAUUCUUCCUUGACUGGUGAAUCUGAGCCCCAGACCAGGUCCCCCGACUGCACUCAUGAUAACCCUCUUGAGACACGUAACAUCACUUUCUUCUCCACUAAUUGCGUAGAAGGUACAGCCCGUGGUGUGGUCGUUGCCACAGGGGACAGGACAGUGAUGGGCCGCAUUGCUACAUUGGCUUCGGGUCUAGAAGUCGGAAAGACCCCAAUAGCCAAGGAAAUUGAGCAUUUUAUCCAUCUGAUCACCGGUGUGGCAGUGUUCCUGGGAAUCAGCUUCUUCAUACUCUCUCUCGUUUUGGGGUACUCCUGGCUGGAGGCCGUCAUUUUCCUCAUCGGAAUUAUUGUGGCUAACGUACCAGAGGGGCUUCUGGCCACUGUCACUGUAUGUCUAACUUUGACCGCCAAACGCAUGGCUCGAAAGAACUGCCUGGUGAAAAACUUGGAAGCUGUGGAGACUCUGGGAUCGACAUCAACCAUUUGCUCAGACAAGACUGGAACCCUUACACAGAACCGGAUGACUGUGGCACAUAUGUGGUUUGACAACCAGAUCCAUGAGGCUGACACCACAGAGGACCAGUCAGGGACUUCAUUUGACAAGAGUUCGCUCACCUGGGUGGCCUUGGCUCGAAUUGCUUCCCUGUGUAAUCGUGCUGUCUUUAAAGCAGGCAAUGACAACAUUCCUGUACUGAAGAGGGAUGUAGCAGGGGACGCCUCUGAGUCCGCUCUUCUUAAAUGCAUCGAGUUGUCUUGUGGAUCAGUCAAAGCGAUGAGGGAAAAGUACAAGAAAGUAGCCGAGAUACCUUUCAACUCCACCAACAAAUAUCAGCUGUCCAUCCAUGAGACUGAAGACCCUAAUGAUAACCGCUACCUGCUUGUAAUGAAGGGGGCCCCUGAGAGGAUCCUGGAUGUCUGCUCCACCAUAAUAAUCCAGGGCAAAGAGCAGCCACUGGAUGAGGAGCUGAAAGAGGCAUUCCAGAAUGCGUACCUGGAGCUCGGAGGACUUGGGGAGAGAGUGCUGGGAUUCUGCCAUUAUUAUUUCCCAGAGGAACUGCAUCCCAAGGGCUUCGCUUUCGAUACUGAGGACCUUAAUUUCAGCACUGAGAACCUCUGCUUUGUAGGACUCAUGUCUAUGAUUGACCCACCCAGAGCAGCUGUACCUGAUGCAGUGGGCAAAUGCAGAAGUGCGGGGAUCAAGGUAAUCAUGGUGACCGGGGAUCAUCCAAUCACAGCCAAAGCUAUUGCCAAAGGUGUGGGCAUCAUCUCAGAGGGUAAUGAGACUGUGGAAGAUAUCGCAGCCAGACUCAACAUCCCAGUCUCCCAGGUCAAUCCCAGGGAUGCCAAGGCUUGUGUCAUCCAUGGUACAGACCUGAAGGACAUGAGCGCAGAGCACAUGGACGAGAUCCUGCAGAACCACACAGAGAUUGUCUUUGCCCGCACAUCCCCACAGCAGAAACUCAUCAUUGUGGAAGGAUGCCAGCGCCAGGGGGCUAUAGUGGCGGUCACUGGUGAUGGUGUCAAUGACUCCCCGGCUCUGAAGAAAGCCGACAUCGGGGUGGCGAUGGGAAUUGCAGGUUCUGAUGUCUCUAAACAAGCCGCUGAUAUGAUCUUGCUGGAUGAUAAUUUUGCUUCCAUUGUCACCGGUGUGGAGGAAGGUCGCCUGAUCUUUGAUAACCUGAAGAAGUCCAUCGCCUACACCCUGACCAGUAACAUUCCUGAGAUCACCCCCUUCCUGCUCUUCAUUAUGGCCAAUAUCCCUCUUCCUUUGGGCACCAUCACCAUCCUGUGCAUUGAUCUGGGCACUGACAUGGUGCCCGCCAUCUCCCUGGCCUAUGAAGCUGCUGAGAGCGACAUCAUGAAAAGGCAGCCAAGAAAUCCCCGUACAGACAAACUGGUGAAUGAACGACUGAUCAGCAUGGCAUACGGGCAGAUUGGUAUGAUCCAGGCUCUCGGCGGCUUCUUCUCCUACUUAGUCAUCCUUGCAGAGAAUGGGUUCUUGCCAUCACACUUGAUUGGUAUUCGUUUAAAUUGGGAUGACAGAACGGUUAAUGACUUGGAAGACAGCUAUGGCCAACAAUGGACAUACGAGCAGCGCAAGAUUGUGGAGUUCACAUGUCACACGGCCUUUUUCGUCAGUAUUGUGGUCGUCCAGUGGGCUGACGUCAUCAUCUGCAAAACCAGAAGAAACUCCGUGUUCCAGCAGGGCAUGAAGAAUAAGAUCCUCAUUUUUGGCCUGUUUGAAGAAACCGCCCUUGCAGCGUUCUUGUCUUACUGCCCCGGGAUGGACAUCGCACUGAGAAUGUACCCCUUAAAGCCCAGCUGGUGGUUCUGUGCCUUCCCAUACAGCUUCCUCAUCUUUAUAUAUGAUGAGAUCCGGAAACUUAUCCUUAGAAGACACCCAGGAGGAUGGGUAGAGAAAGAGUCGUAUUAUUAAAUCCCCAAGACAUGGAUCCUCUCCAACCCGUGAACCCCCCCCCCCCACCCCAACAAAGAAAAGCAACAGAAAAAACAAAAUGAACCCCGAAAACAAAACCAGCAACAACCACCCCCACCAGAAUCAAGAAGCGCAACGUCCGCUGUGAGCUCCCAGCCUUCUGUUCCAGACUCCACUUUGGUUCUGUUCCGCUCAUUUCUCCCCCGUUUCUGUACAAUUAUAAAUAUAUAUAUAUCUUAUAUAUAGUUAUAAAUAGCGGCGCUUUACGUUCAGCUUUAGGUUUCUGGUUUAGUUUUUUUUUAGUUUCUUUCCUUUUUAUUAUUUACUAUAGUAUUAUAAGGAGGGGGACAGAGGAUUUUAACAGUGAGGGGGAAGGGAUGGGAUUAACCCCUUCACUGCUGGCCACUCUGGUACUGGAGGAGCACAAAGUGGGACUUGGGAGGGGAAGGUGGAGUGAUAUCACAUUUAUGGGGGGGCUGCAAUAGAAACCCUAUUAACCUCAGUGCUGCCGAAUGCGUAUGAACGCAGCUCUGCCCCUAAGGUGCUGGUUCAUCAGCUCGGGGGUUAAUCCAGGGAUUUUUUAGGGCACCAGGACUGGUGUCUGGUUAGGAGCCGUAGGGUUUUAAGGGGCAUCAGUAGGUCCCUGUUAACCCCUAGACUUUCAAAGAGACCUGCAGAGCAUCGCUCUUACUGAAGUCUCAUUUGUGUAAUAAUUCCCCCUUCACUCAUCCACCCACCUACUAUUCCUCAUAUCUGAUAUGCUUCGUCUAUAUGCGAGUGACAGGUGCGUGUGACCGUCCGUGUAUUGGGAGGGGGUGAGAGGAGCGUGUAACCCUCCGUGUAUUGGGAGGGGGUGAGA